GGAACUAACUCGAAUCCAAAAGUUGAAAUUGUCCUGGAGUAGAUGCCCUCGAAGGUGACGAAGAAGAUGAUGACCAAGAAGAGGACAACGAAGGUCCGGAUGACAGCAAAAAGGGAACGACACCCGAAAAGAAGAAGAUGAGGGGUAAGAACUCGAGUCUUAAGCGAUUCCUCAGGCGCAAAAAGCGACAAAAUGUGAUCACUCCCCAGACCGAAGCUUUGAAAGCAAAACUGUCUCAAAGAAAACAACUUCACAUCCAACAACAAAAACAGAAGGCUGCUCAGAAAGAUGGUAGUGGUGGUGGCACGGGUGGAGGCGCAUUGAGUAGAUUUUCUUAGAGCUUCCCUUGCUAUAAAACUCAGCCACUUUCUAUUUACCUGUUUUCUGUUCAUUUUAAAUAUUGGGAUCGUGUGUUUUAAUUCGAAUGAUUCUGUUAAUUAUUCAACUCAUGGAAGAAUAAAUUCACUGGCUGGGGAUGUAUAAUCAAACUUUUUCUGUUCUGUUUUGCUUUCUCUUUCUUUGCUUUUUCUUACGAUAAUCAAUC
Molecule: messenger RNA, 544 nt
Organism: Puccinia graminis f. sp. tritici CRL 75-36-700-3
Lineage: Eukaryota; Fungi; Basidiomycota; Pucciniomycetes; Pucciniales; Pucciniaceae
Exons: 2
Coding region: 138-338 (66 amino acids)
Source: RefSeq, a predicted model, not a curated record